AUGACGUCUAUUCGCCUGCUGGAUAGCUCCCUGGUUGUUAAGUGCGGGGGGCAACAUAUCAUCCGAGAGGCUAUGGCUAUAAUGUAUAUUCGACAGCAGACGUCUAUUCCAGUGCCCACGGUGCAUUGGUGCUUCCAAGACGGGAGAACAUCCUACCUCGUCAUGGACCGAGUGAAAGGCCGUUCUCUUGAUACAUGCCUGUCCGAGAUACCGGAUCAGCACUUGAAGAAUGUCGUCAGUCAGUUGGCCGGCUUCAUUCAACAACUUAGGAAACUUGGUAGCCGCAAGACAAUGGGAUCUUGGCCAUCUGGACCAUACGACAAUGUAUUGUUUGACCCACCCCCUCUGCGAGAGUUCCAUGGCAUGCAAGAGUUUCAAGCGUAUUGGAUUUACCGUCUUGGUACAUUGAUGGGACUACCCGAAAUUCCUUCGGCCUUGCGUGAAGUUGGAGAAAAACAUGACGUUGUGUUAGCGCAUGGAGAUCUGGCGCCCAGGAAUAUUAUGGUAGAUGAUGGAGAGAUCACUGGCAUAAUAGAUUGGGAAACUCUCGGAUGGUAUCCUGACUUUUGGGAACUCAUGAUGGCCGCGAAGGGAUCGAGUCUCUCGUCCAAGUGGAAAACCGAGCUCUCCAUGGUGUUCGGACAACAACCCCACUUUUCGGACCAAUAUGAAAGGGUGUUGUUUGACGUGUUUUUCAGGCAGUGGACUUGA
Molecule: messenger RNA, 711 nt
Organism: Laccaria bicolor S238N-H82
Lineage: Eukaryota; Fungi; Basidiomycota; Agaricomycetes; Agaricales; Hydnangiaceae
Exons: 1
Coding region: 1-711 (236 amino acids)
Source: RefSeq, a predicted model, not a curated record